AGGGCGUGGACUCAGCUGUAGGAGCAAAGAGUGCUCCCUCCUUCCUUUGGAGCCUGCCACAACGAGAAGAAUGGUGUACCGUGUGCGGACAGAGCCCCGUCUUCCCUGUCUCUGAAAGGCCUUGCUGAGCAAGCGGCAGCCUUACCUUCAGCUCCCCCAGCCGCGUCUGAGGAAAGGGAGGUCCGGCAGGAAGCCUGCUUGGGGAAGCCAGAAGGAACGCAGCGUGUCCCGACUUGCUGCUGGGGUUUGCUGGGACUUACUUGGAGGAGAAUUUUGAGAGGUGUCACUGGCACCCAUCUGUCUUACUGUGCACUUCCUCUGCUUGGCCUUGAGCUGCCGUUAAAGUAGGAAGUCUAAAGCAAAGCCUAACGGGAAGAAGCCUGCAGCAGAGGAGAAGAAGAUGUACCUGGAGCCUGAGUACACCAAGUCCAGGAUCACAGACUUCGAAUUCAAGGAGCUGGUGGUGCUGCCCCGGGAGAUCGACCUCAACGAAUGGCUGGCCAGCAACACCACGACAUUUUUCCACCAUGUCAACCUGCAGUAUAGCACCAUCUCGGAAUUCUGCACAGGAGAGGCGUGCCAGACGAUGGCCGUGUGCAACACACAGUACUACUGGCACGACGAGCGGGGCAAGAAGGUCAAGUGCACCGCCCCGCAGUACGUCGACUUUGUCAUGAGCUCUGUGCAGAAGCUGGUGACUGAUGAGGACGUGUUCCCCACGAAAUAUGGCAGAGAAUUCCCCAGCUCCUUCGAGUCUCUGGUGAAGAAGAUCUGCAAGUACCUGUUCCACGUGCUGGCACACAUCUACUCGUCCCACUUCAAGGAGACCCUGGCCCUCGAGCUGCACGGACACUUGAAUACACUCUAUGUCCACUUCAUCCUCUUUGCCAGGGAGUUCAACCUGCUUGACCCCAAAGAGACCGCCGUCAUGGACGACCUCACAGAGGUGCUGUGCAGCAGCGGGGGCCGCGGCGGGGGCAGCGGGGAUGGGGCUGGCAGUGGGGGCAUGGGGGCACAGAACCACGUGAAGGAGAGGUGAGCCCCCGGCCAGCAGGCGUGCACGUGUGCAGAGAGACGGUGAUACGGGUGCUGCGCGUGUCUGCGUGUGCGCACACGUGCUGGCACGCUCGGCUGGAGGUCGGAGGUGAUGCUGGCCGCGGGCCAGCUGCACAGAGGGGGGCCCCCCAGAAGCCGGCGGGCACAGCACGUCUGACUCCCCGCCGUGGUUUCCUGUUGGAUGGAUAAGUGCCGCUUAUCACGAAGAACCCUUGGACUUCCUUCACUCGCUCAACAAAUGUUCAUGGGACUGACGAUCUGCGUUUCCUCCUGUGGGGUUCCUUCCUUUGGUCUUCCAUGCGGCCCGGCCCCACCUCCCCCCGGGGCUCUGCUGUUUGAGAGAAAUCCACCAGGAGGACGGGCUUCCCCAGGAGGCUUGACGUCUGGUUCCACUUGGUUUGGUUUUGUUUUCAGGGGUGGGGUUAUUUUUAGAGAUUCCUCCCCGGGUCCCCCCACCUCUCUCCUAGCGUAGCCUGGAUCUUGGCUUUCAGGAGCUCAGAGAGGGUGGAGAAGGGGAGGCUGGGGGUGCCUGGAGGGGCCCCGAGCCUGUGGCCGUGUCCCCCUCCUCAUGCCCCCGCAGCCCAGGAGGGAGCCUCUGGAAGCUGGGCUCAGGACCGAGGUGCCUGGGGCGGGAGGCCUGUGCAGAGACGCAGCUGUCAGCAGAAGGCAGCAUCGCUCUCUCGGCCCACCUGUUCAGCGGUAAUAAAAAGAAUUCUCUCAGGUCA
Messenger RNA from Equus caballus (horse), 1781 nucleotides. NCBI's taxonomy places the organism in Eukaryota, Metazoa, Chordata, Mammalia, Perissodactyla, Equidae. The record is from RefSeq and is a predicted model, not a curated record.